Arxiozyma heterogenica is the source of this 1494-nucleotide messenger RNA. RefSeq names its product recombinase RAD52 (gene RAD52). Gene Ontology annotation, cellular component: nucleus. Lineage: Eukaryota; Fungi; Ascomycota; Saccharomycetes; Saccharomycetales; Saccharomycetaceae. Bases 1 to 1494 code for a protein of 497 amino acids. The transcript has a single exon. The record is from RefSeq and is a predicted model, not a curated record. Gene Ontology annotation, biological process: double-strand break repair via single-strand annealing; DNA recombinase assembly; mitotic recombination.
AUGAAUAUUAAAGAGGAAAAAAAGACUGAUUUUAGUAAUUCCUCCUUCAAUGAUAUUCAAGCAAAAUUGGACAAAAAGUUAGGUCCCGAAUACAUCUCUAAAAGAAUUGGCUUUGGGUCUAAUAGGGUGGCUUAUAUUGAAGGUUGGAGGGCAAUCAAUUUAGCUAAUCAAAUAUUUGGCUAUAAUGGUUGGUCAACAGAAGUUAAACAAGUUAUUAUAGAUUUCCUAGAUGAAAGACAAGGUAAAUUUUGUAUUGGUUGCACAGCUAUUGUAAGGGUGACAUUAGCAAAUGGUACAUUCAGAGAAGAUAUUGGUUAUGGUACUGUUGAAAAUGAACGCCGUAAAGCAGCUGCUUUUGAAAGAGCUAAAAAAUCUGCUGUUACUGAUGCAUUAAAAAGGUCAUUGCGUUCCUUUGGUAAUGCUUUAGGGAACUGUUUAUAUGAUAAAGAUUUUCUGGCUAAAAUUGAUAAAGUUAAAUUUGACCCUCCUGAUUUUGAUGAAAAUAAUUUAUUUAGACCUUCAGAUGAAAUAAGUGAAGUUUCUAGAUCUGGCACUAUAGAUAUGGAUAACACAUGUGCUAAUAUCAACAAUUCCAGCAACAGCAGUACCAACACCGCCACUGCCACUUCUGUUGCCACUACCAGUAAUCAAUAUAUUCCCAACAAACGUCGACAACUUUUAAAAGUUGGAGAACCAUCCACUAAUACUACUAUCAAUGACAAUAAAUCUGCUGCUACAUCAGUUUCUUCUAAUAUAACUUCAAAUCCCUUUGAUGAAAAUGCUCAAAAUAGAUAUAAUAGAACAACCAAAAACACUAUAACCAAACAAGAACAAGAAGAUCUUUUAGAUGAUUCAUUAAUGUUUAGUGAUGAUUUUCAAGAUGAAGAUUUUGCUAUUACAUCCAAUCAAAACCAUCUCAUUGCAAAUACUAAUAGUGAAACCAAUGAAGGUAAAGAAAACUUAAAUACAGAUUUGAAUUACCCCGUAACAUUUGUGACGGGCAAAGGAGCGGUUUCUUUACAAAAUAAGCAGAUAUCUAAUGAGACAGUUUUUAAUCCCAAAUACCAAGCUCAGUCGAUUAAACAUAUACUAGAUCAAACCACCUCUAAACAUGUUCCCGCUAAUAUCUUAAAGGAAAAACCUACAUCCAAAGAGAAAAUAUACAAUCAAUAUGCCCCUAAAGGAAAAGGUAUUGGACAGCGUGAGGACAGUUCUGAUCAGUAUAACAAAAAUGAAUCAUCGGACAAAAUAUCUAUUAACUCAACAGAUAAUGAUACAAAUAAUAAACCAAUAACAACAGAUUCUUUUAAAGAGCCUAAAAAAACACCUCAACAAACUGUUAUAGCUAGCAAUAAAAAAUUUGCACCACCGUCAUCUGUAGUUCAUCCAAAUUCAUAUUUAGCUGUGCAAAAUAAUCAACAAAUAACUCCUGGUAGAAGAGAAGUAGGAAGACCUAAAGUAAAUCCAUUACAAUUACGUAAGCCUAACCCAUAA